AUGUUGAGAAAUAAGAUUAAGCUGCUGCAAUGCGUGUCGUCUUUUAUACUCGCCGUCGUCUCCGUCAAUUCCUCGACCACUCCCCUCGUCGGAGUUCAUCCAUUAGCAGAUGAAAAAUACUUCGAGUCAGACAUAAUCAGAUGCAAAGAUGGUUCCAAAUCAUUCCCUAAAGACCGUCUCAACGACAACUUCUGCGAUUGUCUCGACGGCACUGAUGAGCCUGGAACUUCGGCAUGUCCGAACGGAAAAUUCUACUGUCGGAACAAAGGAAGUUCUCCAAAGUUUGUUUACUCUUCUCGUGUGAAUGAUCGAAUCUGUGAUUGUUGCGAUGGAAGUGACGAGUAUGAGAGUAGCAUUACUUGUCCCAACACGUGUAUAAUGGGUGGUAACGUUAACUACAUUUACAAACCUAGACCCGAACGUAAAUCGAAUGAUAGGCAACUUGGUUCUGUAACUACCGAUCCAAGUAGUUCGAUUACUAUAGCGAAUCUUCAAGACAUGGUCAAGAAUCUCCAAGGUAUGAAACUUGUCUUCGCACUUCAGUUUGUGUUGAUUGGUUUCUUGGUGAUCUUAUGGAUGCUUAGGCGUCGUGUUCGGUCUGCUAAGAGAAGAAGAUAUCUGCUGAAGAGUGUACAUCCCAAUAGAUCAGCUAACUAA
Messenger RNA from Eruca vesicaria subsp. sativa (arugula), 657 nucleotides. Lineage: Eukaryota; Viridiplantae; Streptophyta; Magnoliopsida; Brassicales; Brassicaceae. The record is from the annotation of a GenBank genome assembly.